Penicillium canariense is the source of this 1059-nucleotide messenger RNA. RefSeq names its product putative sexual development protein (LsdA). The transcript is spliced from 2 exons. The coding region runs from base 1 to 1059 and encodes 352 amino acids. Lineage: Eukaryota; Fungi; Ascomycota; Eurotiomycetes; Eurotiales; Aspergillaceae. The record is from RefSeq and is a predicted model, not a curated record.
AUGCGCAACCUUUACCUUGCUGGGGCUCUAGUGAGCCUGGCAUGCUUCGUUACGGCCGCUCCAACUUCUCUCAUGCGGGGGCAACUGCCCGAUGGAAUGCCCUCGCCGGGUCCAAGCGAGCUGAAGCAAAUCGAGCAGUCUGCCCACGGCACCCUGCCAAAUGGCCCUCCCCCGCCGGCCAUCAGCAACCAGGGCAUUGUGAACCUGAAGUUGAUUGCGUUCAACGAGCUAUUCGAAGUCGCCUUCUUCAAUGAAUUGAUUACCAACAUCACCGAGAAUGUUGAGGGAUAUCGCUUUAACAAAGCGGAAGAGCAGACCGUCGUUCUAGACGCGCUCAAGGCCAUUCUCGCGCAAGAGGAACUGCAUGCACUCCGUGCCAACGACGCCCUGAGCCAUUUCAAUGUCACGGAGAUCGAACCCUGCAAGUACCAGUUCCCCGUCCAGGACUUCGACGAUGCCAUCGUGCUCGCCUCGACCUUCACCAGCCUCGUUCUCGGGACCCUGCAGGAUGUGGUCGAGCGGUUCGCCUUGGGCCACGACGUCGACCUGGCACGCGAGAUUUCAUCCGUCAUCGGCCAGGAAGGAGAACAGCAAGGAUGGUUCCGCGUUAUGCAGGGCAAGAUCCCCAGCGAGCUGCCCUUCCUGACCACCAGCGACCUCAACUUUGCCUUCACCGCCAUCCAGGACUUUGUCGUACCUGGCAGCUGCCCCAAUAUCUUCGAUAUCCCUCUGCGUACCUUCGAGGAUCUGAAAAUCCUUUCAACCCCUGGCCCCCAAAGCCAGAAUCUCACCUUCCAGUUCAACGACCCGGAUAAUGAUGCUGCACACCCACUGUGGAUGACCUAUAUCAACCAGCAGAACCUGCCGAUCGUCGAGCCUCUCCACAUUAUAAGCCGUGAUGGACGUGAAGUCCAGGCUGAAGCACUCUUCCCGUUCGACGACCAUGAGAUGAAUGGCCUGACGAUCGCGACAGUGACCAAUCUGGAGGGUCCCUUUGAAGACGUGAGCAGUGUGGCUAAGUGGACACUCGCUGGGCCUGGUCUGAUCAUCAUCAACUGA